This is a messenger RNA of Peronospora matthiolae, 261 nucleotides long. NCBI's taxonomy places the organism in Eukaryota, Oomycota, Peronosporomycetes, Peronosporales, Peronosporaceae. The record is from the annotation of a GenBank genome assembly.
AUGGAAGAAGGCAACGAUGUGCUCGAACACAUCAACAAGCUCAAGACGUUGGCGGAACAGCUAGAAGCGGUGGGGGCUCCAGUCUGCGAGGGCGAUAUGGUGAUCACACUUUUCGGCAGCCGGAGUGGCUCGUUUCAAUUCUUGAUCACAGCUUUGGAGUCGCGCUCAGACACUCUUAGCUGGGAGCUCGUGACGUCUCGACUGCUUCAUGAAGAAAUGAAGCAGAAGGAGCAAGGAAGUAAAGGUGAUGAAGCAUCGUAA